AUGCUGCCCCUCACCCUGCUCAACGCCGCAAAGGGGCGCGCCAUGCUCGUCGAGCUCAAGAGCGGCGAGACGUUCAACGGCACCCUCGACCUGUGCGACAACUUCAUGAACCUGACGCUGCGCGACGUCUACCAGACCAGCAGUUCGGGAGAGCAGUUCUGGAAGCUCAAGGAGUGCUACAUCCGCGGCAGCAAUAUCAAGUACUGCCGCGUCGUCGACUCGCUCGUCGACACGGUGCGCGAGCAGGAGGAGGCGGCACGCAAGGCACGGCAGGCGCAGGGCGCCCAGGGCGGCGGCGGCGGCGGAGCCGGCGGUCCGGGCGCGCGCGGAGGAGCUCGUGGCGGGCGUGUAGGCGGAGAGCGGGGCGGGCGAGGAGGAGGACGAGGAGGCGAGCGUGGCAGAGGCAGGGGCCGCGGACGGGGCGAGUGA
Molecule: messenger RNA, 429 nt
Organism: Tilletiopsis washingtonensis
Lineage: Eukaryota; Fungi; Basidiomycota; Exobasidiomycetes; Entylomatales
Product: Sm-like ribonucleo protein
Exons: 4
Coding region: 1-429 (142 amino acids)
Biological process (GO): spliceosomal snRNP assembly; P-body assembly; mRNA splicing, via spliceosome
Cellular component (GO): U6 snRNP; P-body; spliceosomal tri-snRNP complex
Molecular function (GO): U6 snRNA binding
Source: RefSeq, a predicted model, not a curated record